ACCGGGACACAGUACGCGGAUUGGCGAACCUGCGCCAUAUCAACCCCGUCUGGUGGCGCAGAAUUCCGCGGUCGGAUCAAGCCAAGACAUUUUCCUUCUUCGUCGGAUACGUGGUGUCGGUGAGACGAGACUCUCAUCAAGUUUAGGGGGUUGAACUACGGGAAAACAGGAGCGAUUUCCCGAGAGUUUCCCGUGCGACAAACGGUUGGAGUAACGCGUCGGUGUCGCACGUGUCACUCGGGGGUCGAUACAGCAGGCUGCAGGAUGGUUUGAAAAAUCAUCGGCGGCGGCCCCUUUUUCCUCUCUAUUUGCAAUGCGAAGAGACCGAGAUCGAGAUAGAGACGGCGAUCGUAGAGAAGUCAUGAAGAAGUUUACGAUAAAGGGGGUCUUGGACAACUUCCGGGCGUCGGUGGCGCAGACCGCGAGACCUGAUCAAGAGAUCCAGGAGAAUCUCAAAACUGAACAUUUCCAGGUCAAACGGACGUUUCGCCAUGGAUUUCCAUUUAAUCCAACCGCAAUGGCUUACGAUCCCAUUCAAAAGCUUUUAGCAAUUGGCUCCAAAGGGGGAUCGCUCAGGAUAUUAGGACAACCGGGUGUGGACGUGCACGUGAGGCACGACAUGGACGGGCCGCCGAGUAGCGCCGCCGUUAUCCACCUUCAGUUUCUCAUCAAUGAGGGUGCUCUUAUUUCGGCCACCGCCGACGACUCUAUCCACCUGUGGAACUUCAAACAAGAGAAACUGCCGCAGUUGGUGCAAAGUCUCAAAUUCCAAAAGGAGAAGAUUACGUACAUGCAUCUACCUCUACAAUCAAAAUGGCUUUACGUAGGCACCGAACGCGGUAACGUUCAUAUCGUACACGUUGAGAAUUUCACUCUUAGCGGAUAUGUGAUUAAUUGGAAUAAAGCUAUGGAAGUGACAAGAAAAACUCAUCCUGGACCUGUAGUUCAUCUUAGCGACAAUCCAUUGGAUGCAAAUAAAUUGUUAAUAGGUUUCGAAUCUGGUCAAAUAGCACUUUGGGAUCUUAGAAAUAAAUCGGCGGACGUAAGAUUCCAAACGGCGGAACAGUUAAGAUCGAUUUGUUGGCAUCACGAUGGGAAACAAUUUAUGUGCUCACACGCGGAUGGCUCGUUAACGACGUGGACGACGAGGCAAAAUAAUAAACCCGUUCACGUUUCGCAACCGCAUGCAAAAGUGAACAAAGAUGGAAAAUUAGAACAGUGCAAGCCAAUCACAAAGAUAGAAUGGAAAUCUUCGAAAUCCGGAGAAUCGUAUGUGAUAUUCUCCGGUGGUAUGCCGUACGACCAACCCGGAAGGACACCGAGCAUAACGGUUGUUUUCAAUAAAACUACAACGGUCUUGGAAAUGGAACACAACGUCGUCGAUUUUAUAACAUUGUGCGAGUCGCCGUACACUAGCGAAUUACAAGAACCGUACGCAAUAAUAGCUCUACUUCAAAACGAUCUGGUCGUAAUGGAUCUUCAAACCGCCGGAUUUCCAUGUUUGGAGAAUCCGUAUCCGAUGGAUAUCCACGAAUCUCCCGUGACCUGCUGUAGCUAUCUCGUCGAUUGUCCGGCCGAUCUUAUCCCGGCAUUUUAUACGGUUGGAAAAUCGGGAUCGACGAAGAAAUCCGGAUUUUCCGAACGCGAAUGGGUUAUAAGUGGUGGAACUUGGUCCGCGCAAUCGUGCAGUUAUAGCGAAAUUAUUAUGACAGGACACGCUGAUGGAAGUAUUAAAUUUUGGGAUGCAAGCGCGGGCACCCUGCAAGUUCUUUACAAACUAAAAACAGCCAAGAUUUUUGAAAAACCAAAAGUUCGUUCGGUUGAUGGCGACGAAGAUCCGUUCGCCAUCGAACUUUUAUCAUUGUGUCCCGAAUCGAGAAAGUUGUGUGUUGCCGGGGCGAGCAGCCACGUUAUUUUAUUCUCGUAUAAAAAAACGGAAACGUCCGAGGAAGUUCCGGUGUUAGAAAUUCCAAUUGUUUAUGAAAUCCCGGACGAUUUAGAAUGUUCCCCGGAUUGUCAAGUUUCCGCUACCGGAAGCGGAGGUUCCACAAGUCGAUUAGACAUGUUGGAUUUCGACAAUAAACGAGAUAUCUCCUGCUCUCUAAAGGUUCGUCCUGGAAUCCAAAAGAAACUUCCCGGAUUUCAAGCGCAACUUGUUUGUCUAACCCCGCAUAACAACGGGGAACCACCGAGUAAAAUAACAGCAUUAACUCUCAAUAGUUCUUACGGAUUAAUGGCUUAUGGAAACGAAGCCGGAAUUGUGAUAGUAGAUAUAGAGCAAAAAGUCUGCUUGUUAAAUGUGGGCAGUCCGGAUUUGUACGGGGCUCAAGAUCCGUAUUCGAGAGCGUUGCGAAGUCCGAAAAGAAACAAUCCUUGCGGGGGAGAUGGUUUGGGAAUCGAUCGGGAUGAAAGACAGCCGAGAAGUCCGAGUAUUGAUCAGAUGGAGUCCAGUCCUAUCCAAUGCCCUUGUCCUACUCCCACUGAGUCCUCCGCCGUCGCGUGCGAGGCGGCCGAAGAGGAGCUACAACAACCACCUCCAGCUCAAGGGACCAGAAGACGUCAAUCGAUGUGGAAAACGUUUUCGAAGCCGUUUUCAAAGCCGGAUCAAAAAAUCAAGGAAAAAAGGAACUCAAUUUUUUACCCGGAUGUUUCGCCGAGUCAAGAGGAAUUCGACGAAUUAUCAUCGGAUUCGCAAGAAUCCGUCGAUGAGAACACGGUCGUCGAAAACCAAAAAUCACCACCGAAACAGCAAAAAAGUUACGAUGAAACCGAAGCGGAUGAAGACGUUCCGAUUAUUAUUGGUUCUUUGGGUAGCCAAGAGGAGGCGAUUAUUAAACACAAACAAACGAUGAUGGGGCGAAGGAUGACGAGGCCGAUACACUUAGAUUUGUACGACGAGAAUGGGGCACCCGUUCGACCACCUCGACGUAAAAAAGAAUUAGAAUUAAAUCGAAGACGCGAUAAUCGAUUAUUAUCCGUUCCGAUAAUCAAAUUCCAAAAGAAUGAUUUGCAAAAAUUGAAGGAUUUGCGCGACAAAAGCGAACGGGAAGCGGUUAAUCCACCACCGACAACUUCUUUCGCGGGGAACCUCAUGAGGCGAUUGAGUCGCGUAGACAAGUUGGAUAACUCCUUCUCAAGAUCAAGAUCCAGUUCGAUGAGUUCUUUGGAAAACAUCACUUCGGAAGCUAUUCAAUGUUUAGCUUUUGCGGAUUCUUACGCUAAACGUUCAGAGCCACACAGUUUAACACCAACGCUUUGGGUUGGAACAAGUCUUGGAUCGGUUUUAACGAUCCUAAUAACUCCGCCAGAUCAAGACAGUCGAUCGUCACAGCCUGUGGUCGUUUCGUUGGUGGGGGUCACAAUUUUCCGCCUGAAAGGGUGCAUUUUGAACAUGUCCUUUUUGGAUUGUAACGGCUCCCUAAUUCCGUACACGUUCGAAUCUUGGCGCGACGAUUUUAGAGAGAAGAAAUCGGAUCGAACGCCGACCAAAUGCCCGAACAGGAUGAGUCCGACGUUAAGCGGUGAAUCUCAAAAUAAGACCGAUUCGUUCGGAGAUAGACAAUUUGUGGUUAUCGCGAGCGAUAAACAGGCUCGUGUUGUCGCUUUGCCAUCGCAAACUUGCGUGUAUCGACAGCAAAUUGCCGAUGCUGAUUUUGUGGUUAAAGCUGAAAUCGUUUUGUUGAGAGAUAGCGUUUGCUUGGUUUGUUUUGUGUCUAAUGGACAUUUGAUGACGUAUAGUUUGCCGAGUCUUCGUCCUUUAAUAGAUAUUCACUUCUUACCUUUAUCGGAGUUAAGUUUCCAGACACAAACUAAGAAGGGCAUUGUAGACCCUAUGUUGUCCAUAUGGGGCCAACAGCUGAUCAUUAACGAAGACACGGAUCAAAUUGCAAGAACGUUUUGCUUCAGUAAUCGGGGACAAGGAUUGUACCUGUGCUCGCCUUCCGAGUUGCAAAAGUUUACUUUGUGUGCUGAUUUUUGCACGAAUUUAUCUGAAAUGUUAGGUGAAUUAUAUAUAACUGCGGAAAUGCCGGAACCACCAAAAGAAGGAUUUUUCAAAGGGCUUUUUGGAGGAGGGGUUCGAUCUUUAGACAGAGAGGAACUUUUUGGUGAAGCAAGUGGAAAAGCAAACAAAGCAGUUGCCAAACACGUUCCGGGAGUGAUGCAAGAAUUAAAUUCUAGAGUACUUUCUUCGACGAGCGAAAUAAGUCGUGCGCACAAACUGGCAAUGGAACGCGGCGAAAAAUUAAAUAAAUUGGAGGAUUCGGCAGAGAGGAUGCGUAACGAGGCGGAGAAUUUCGCUUCAACGGCACACAGUUUAAUGUUAAAAGAAAAAGAUAAAAAAUGGUAUCAAUUGUAAAUAAGCGGCGGACGGUUCCUCUUUGUUAUUAACAGAAUUUUUAAAAGAAUUCGAAUGUUUAGUAAUAGUUUACGAAUCAUCCAAAAAGAAAAUCUUAAAGAAAAUAUAAAAAUUAGAGGUUACUUUUAAAUUUUAUUGUAAGUAAACUGUUGUUAAAUUUUCAAUUCUAAUACUUAAAACGCGAAAUGUGAUAUAUUACCGUUCUUAAAUUGUUAUCCCCUUACUUUAUUUCAUGUUAUUACUACUACUGUUAGUACUCCGCACUUGAAAAAGUACGCUCGAAAAAAAAAUUUCUUUGAGGCGAUUCUAAAAAUAUAUCUAAAUCGAUACGAAUUGUUGGACUUUGUGACGGUUAAGAUUCAAUUUAAAACAAAAAAACUGUUCGUAGGAUUGAAAAGUUGUAAAUUAAAUUGUUAAUCUUUCAGAAAUCAUUGAUGAAUAACCACGAAAGGAAAUUAUGUAUAAAAAGUAAAAGUAACUUUAGGUAGUGUUUGCAAUUUUUAUAUACAGAAUAAAAAAUAAUAAAGUGUUUUAACUCUAGGGAACCUUUAUAGAAUUGCAAAAUAAUAAAGAAAAAUUGCAUUCUUAUUUCGUACGUUUAUAAGCGACUUUAAUCGUUAUAAACUCGAUGCUGAAACUUAAUUUUGAAAUGUGUACGCAGAUUAGUUCAUUUCUUAUUGUUCGUAACGUUCGGAAGACAAUAAAAUACUGCAUAUUUCCAUUUUUCCCACCAGAAUGCAAGUUAAGAAAAGGAUAAAAAAAUUUAAACCCCACAACUUGUAAAACGUUCAAGUAUAAACGUUAAAUUAAAUAUUAAAACGGCGGUUAGAAAGUAUAAUUAAAUCUGUUAUUCGAAAUACUAAUCUAACUCUAACUGUCUCUGUAAAUUACGUUUCCUUAAAACACGAUGGUGUAAAGAAAAUUAUUUGUCUUCCUCUUUCGAUUUUAACUAAUGCCAAAUAUAUAUAUAUUUAAAAUUGAAGUAUUAAAAUUUAAAGAUGCAAAAAAAAUGCGAAAAAACUAAAUGUACGUAGAGAGUAGAGUGACUGUCCGUUGCUAUAGGUGAAACAAAAAUCAUACGGUUAGUGAUUAUUAAAAAAGAAAUGUACCAUAUAAGUCCUACUAAUCAUUCCUAGUUUGUCUCACGAAAAAGACACACACUACACAGAGAUACACCUAUAUCGUACUAACAAUAAGCGCAGAGCGAUUAAUCGCAGGAAAGAGAUGUAUUUAAUUUAAUUUUAUCUUUUUUUCUUUAGUCGAAUUUCGUUUUUAAUUUCUAUAUGUAAAUAUAAAGUAUAAAAAGAUUAUUUUCACGUCAAAUAUAUAUUAUAUUGUACACAUAUACAUCUGUUACAGAGUAAAUAUAUAUUUAAAGAAUAAUAUAAUUACAAAAAAAUGAGAAAUGGGAACAAUUAAACAAAUCGCACAUUAACGCGAUGCCGCAUGCCACUGCGCGAUAUACUCAGAUGAAAAUAUAAAAAGAUUAAAAUACAGAAGGCGCCUUGUUUUUACUAAACUGUAUCCGAUUUCGUUCCCCGUUUCCGAUAUUUUCUUGUUAUAAAAAAAGCUUAGUGUUGCCAGAAAUCAUAUUAAAUAAUCACUAUUGUUCUAUCAAUAAAGGAUGAUUUAUUUACAA
Messenger RNA from Onthophagus taurus, 5996 nucleotides. Lineage: Eukaryota; Metazoa; Arthropoda; Insecta; Coleoptera; Scarabaeidae. The record is from RefSeq and is a predicted model, not a curated record.